Planococcus citri (citrus mealybug) is the source of this 4113-nucleotide messenger RNA. RefSeq lists its product as uncharacterized. The coding region runs from base 353 to 3988 and encodes 1211 amino acids. NCBI's taxonomy places the organism in Eukaryota, Metazoa, Arthropoda, Insecta, Hemiptera, Pseudococcidae. The record is from RefSeq and is a predicted model, not a curated record. The transcript has 3 exons.
AUUCUGGGAAAAUAUCUACACGGGCAAAUUCGUGAUAAAUAAGCAAUGCUGUACAAAAUUUGAACAUUAUUUCUUGGUUAUUUCUGUUGAUCUAACGUGUCGUUGGAACUGAUCAAUAAAACAUUAAGAAACGACCUGCAUGCUGGAAUAAACCGCGAGGCAAUCUGGGAAUCACGAAAGAUACCUAUCUGCUUACGUUUUUAUCAGGUUUUCCAGGCUUGUGGACACCCUGUCUUGGAUUAAAGCGAAAGAAUUACGAUUUUAUCAAGAAUGCCUCCUCUUUGAUGGCCCAUAUCUCCCCUCCGGAGGCAUCUCCGGACCCAAAAAUUUUCUGGAUGACUUUCAACUCGACAUGAAGGUCUUUGCAAAAUUAGCUCACAACCCACAGACCUUUUUUUUCGCAAUUCACGUUAAUAAGCAGUUUGAAAAACUAGAAAAAUUCACAAAAACACUAGGAAAAAUUUUUAAAAACAUUUUCCCACAAAACUAUAGGGUAGGGGCUUCAGAGCACAAACCUCUUCUGAAUAAAUACACCAAAAUGACCACACAGAAUAAUCGGAAUUGCUCGAGAGCAUUCUCCACUACCGACAUCGCUAACCAAGCUGUAAAAAAUGUUUUCGAACUUUUAUCCGAAGGAGAGACCAAGUUAUGUAAUCAACGCGCAGUGAAGGACAUUGUCCUGGUAUUAGGUAACACAGGUGCGGGUAAAUCUGUAUUUACUCGAACAAUAGCUGGGUAUGAUACAACUCUAAAGUCGAUUGCAGAAAAUUUAUACUUCACGAUCGAGAAUCCUUACGACGAGAACGGUGGUAAGUCCUUCGUAACAUCAAGUACGAUAUUUCCAGAUCAAGUACAAGACAACAACACAGGCAUCGUGUAUUACGACUUCCCAGGCUUCCAGGAUACUAGAGGAAUGGCUCAUGAUAUAACUACGACAUAUUUCAUCAAAAAAAUCGUCGAUAGCGCUGAACGAGUCAAAUUGUUGCUUUUGGUUAAUUAUACUUCAUUCACUAACGCAGGAACAAGAGAUGACUUUACAACUCUACUAUCGCAUAUUAUAAAAUUUGUUGGAAACGUUGAAAAAUACCAAGGCGGAUUGGCACUUAUUGCGACUAAAGUUCUACUUCCUUCACAAUCAGACGAUGAGAUCAUUUCGUUCGUAGCCAAAUUCAUUGAAACGGUAAAACAAAACUUGGAACAACAAGUAGACAACCCUAAGGCGUUAAAUAUGAUAAAACUUCUGAACAUCUUAUUGAAACAAGAUGGCAAUAUGUAUUCUAAAAUUGCAAUUUUCAGAUCACCAGAUCAGGCGGGAUACUUAAGUCAUAUUCCAAAACUACAGGAAAAUAUUGCGUAUCUUAAAACCAAGCUGGCAAAUCUGAAAUUUGUAGAAAAAACAAAUGAGGAUUUUGGUUAUACUAUACCCAAACAAUCACUGAUCGAUGUUGAUAAGAUAAUUAAAGAAAUCGCUCGCAGUUUUACGACAACUGUCCAAGAUAUGGGUAAAGAAAUACAACGAUAUCUGUCUGCUGAACAAGAUCAAUUUAAAGAUGUCUCCAAACUAUACAAUCUUACAAGUGUCAGAUACGAUGAACUAAAGAAGAUCAAAGAGAGAGCAAAUAAUCAAGAGGAAUUUGAAACAUGUACACUGGAAAUAGUCAACGGAGCUGCUUCAAUGAAUAUAAAUUUAUCAAUACACCAAGAUAUGUUGAAGAAGUUGGUCAGUUAUUCAUCAUUCUUGCACGAAGUGAGCGAUCACGAAGUACAAAAUCAAUUCAAAUGCGCAGAUGGUAUGCAAGAUGUCGUCGAGCAUUCGAAUUGGUCGAAAAAAUGGUACCUUUUUUUGAAUAAAUUAUACGAAAGAUUAUCGGAUUACGAAAUACAAAAAAAUACUCGACAAAAUCCAUGCACCGCGUUGGCUGAAAACGUAGUUAAAGCGAUUGAAACUGAAAAAAAUUCGCAAUACAAUCUCGAUCCGCUAAGUUUAAAAAAAUGUUAUCCGGAUUACGAAUCUAUGUUUGAAAACAGCCGAAAUGUGACAGUUGAUAAAUCGAAACUCAUUUAUUUAAAAACCGUGUUGAAUUUAGGAUUGCAGAACAUUUUAUCUUACUCUUGCGAUUCGAACAAACUGGUGAUAAAGGGGACGUAUGUUAAACUCGGAGAUGUGCCAGAUAUUCAAAACAGAGAAUGCAAAGUACGACCAAAAUUCAUAGAGAUUUUUGCCUCGAAUAAGGUAUUCAUCGACUCAGAUUUAGAUAAGACAGGAGAAGAAGUGCAACUUUCUGUUGUAGCUCCCGCGUGGUAUAUUCAAGGUUCGCAUACAAUUAAACUAGAUGGUAAGCCUGGAGAGGCUCACUAUCCAGCAAAAGCAUACGAUGGAGUAAAUCGGGGAGACAGUGGCAAAGAUGGUUUGCCCGGAUUACCUGGAGGACCCGCAGGGAAUUUUAUAGGAAUAGGUGAAACUUUCAAAAAUCUGCAAGAGCUCACUGUUUCUGUCAGGGGUGGCGAUGGUGGACCAGGACAAAAUGGUGGUAAUGGUAAAUAUGGACAAGAUGGUAAUAAUGCGUACAAUGAUGUUCAUUUAAAGAAGGAUACUUUAGACGAAAUCGUCGAUAUGGCUUGGAUAAACUCAGUAGGUACCGCAGUAUCUGGUAAUUACACGAUUCUGAAGGCUAGUAGUAGUAUUUCAGGUCAUGAUGUAAUUCUUGCUGGUCAGCCAGGAGGAGAAGGAGGAUCUGGUGGCCAUGGCGGAAUGGGAGGUCUUGGUGGAAAUUCGGGCGAAAUUAUUUUCAGCUCUUUGUCAUCGUCAGAUACAAACCGUAUUAAUAAGGUUACAGGAGUGGGAAAUAAAGGUUCAGAUGGUACAGGUGGUAAAGGGGCUGAUGGAGGAAAACAUGGGAACAAUAUGAAAGUAUUCAUGCCGGCAUUACUCAGCGUUGUGAGAUCGACUGAAACAACAGUAAUCUAUAUCACGGAACAUGCAGCAGACGGUGGUGAUGGUAUCGAUGGUUAUAACGACUUCCACAGAGAACAUCCGGAACAAAGUGAAAAAAUAUUGAAUCCAGGGGUCGUAAUAAACGCAUACAAAAAUUACAUCAGGGAAACCACGAAUAAAAGCGUGAGCGAAUUCUACUCAUCAGAAUUUCUUCGAAAGCUUGAAACCAUUCAGAAUAUGUUACAUCGACGCAGAAGACGUCGUUAUGCUGAUUCUACAAAUGAAACAUUCAAUGUUGAUCAUCAUGAAGAAAGCGAUAUCAAAAAUUUAAGCUUGUCGAGCAACAUCACACCUGAGAAUAAAACUGAAAAUAGCCUCCUUUCAAAAGAUCCAGACAUGAAUAAAACCAGCUCAGUCGCGAAUGAUUCUAAUUUUGCAAAAAGCACCGGUGUCAGAAUCAAUUCACCUAUCAACUUCGCUAUCAAUUUUUUUAGUAAUUUCUUCAGUCAACUGGAAAUCUUCACACCUACUAACUUAAUGACUUUGGGGUUGGUUAAAGGUGGAAUCGAAUACAUGUUCAGAGAAUCAACCUCUUCAGAUUACAGUACAGCUGAAAGUACGAGUAAUACCAAUCAUCCGUUAGCACCAGGAAAUUUCAACAUCAAUGAAUCACUGACGUUGGCUGAUUUUGCCAUUCGAUGUAUCACAAAACAGAAAUUUUACAAUAGCGGAGCGACAGCGAUUGGUUUUUCUGAAAUAAAAGCCUUUGUUCUAAGUAUUGUUACAGAAUUUGAAGAAAUACUCAGCGAUAUGUCGGUAAAAUAUAAUUUACCUCCAGGAUCUUUGGAAUUCGAUCCUGUGACAUUGAUGUCUGAACUUGAAAAAGAAAUGAUCAAUCAAAAUUAUGAAAAAGUGGUACCAGUAUUAUACCGAUCUAUUGAGGGUAACCCUCAUUUGGAUGGUUCUCAAUUUCGUACUCACAUACUGCGCGAUCUUGACAAAGCAAUGGAAAUGCAAAAAAAUAAUAUAAUUUCAAGUAAUACCGUUCAAUAAAAUGAAACCACAUCAGGAGUAAAAUGACUUCAUUUUUAAACUAGAAAAAUAUUUUUUUCAAGAGUUUGGAAAUUUAAUUUAGCCUACACGAGUUUAUUCACUAUUUACGCACGUUCAAAUCUACA